This is a messenger RNA of Phycomyces blakesleeanus NRRL 1555(-), 768 nucleotides long. RefSeq lists its product as hypothetical. Gene Ontology annotation, cellular component: late endosome membrane; Golgi apparatus; SNARE complex. The record is from RefSeq and is a predicted model, not a curated record. The transcript is spliced from 6 exons. The annotation marks the transcript as partial. Gene Ontology annotation, molecular function: SNAP receptor activity; SNARE binding. Gene Ontology annotation, biological process: vesicle fusion; endoplasmic reticulum to Golgi vesicle-mediated transport. NCBI's taxonomy places the organism in Eukaryota, Fungi, Mucoromycota, Mucoromycetes, Mucorales, Phycomycetaceae.
CAAUGAAUUCCCUUUACAAUCAUGCAUUAAAGCAAAGCAAUGCGCUACAAAGAGACAUUAACAAGUUUGCAUCAGGCCAGGAUGCAUCAGUUGGUUUACAAGGGCAGAUAUCCGUAUCAUUUAGCUCAUUCCAACGUUCAAUUGAUGACUACGAGAACAUUGCCAAACGUGAAAUGGUGGCUGUGAAAAAAGAAACUGCUCUCACGCGAGUUACAAAAUUCAGACAUGAUCUGCGGGAAAUGAAGACUCAAUUUGAAACUAUAAAAAGGCAACAAGAAAACCAACAAAAUGAACAGAAUCGAGAUAGCUUGCUGGCAAGAAGACCGAACAAGACAUCUGCUCCCGAGUACCCUUACCAGCCAAUGUCUCGCCUUGAAGCAGCUACACGAGAUACAUCCUUUAAUGAUUCAACAGAAUCCCAACUGGACGACUUUAUUACACAAGCCCACACAAUUCUAGAGAACUUGACAGAUCAACACAGCAUACUAAAGAAAACACAAAAGAAGUUGUUGGACGCUGCCAAUACCCUUGGUCUAUCUCAAAAUGUGAUCCGGUACAUUGAACGUCGUACAUCGCAGGACAAAUGGAUAUUCUUUGGAGGUGUAGUAAUCACUGUAUUGUUGAUGUGGGCUAUUGCCCACUAUUUUGGAUAAGAGCAAAAUGUAUAUCCUUUUUCUAUUCUAAAAGUGACAAUGACAAUGACAAAAUGGCGAUGAUGAUUAUAGCGAUAGUAAUAAUAAUAGUAAUACCCCAUGUCUAUAUAUACAU